CACGGACUCCGAGCUUGUUUGGUACAGAGCCAUCAAAUCGGGUGACACACUGAUAUAAAACAUGUACUCUUAGAAGUAGAAGGCAGGCAGUCAAACUUGUGGUUGUGGUUAUGAAAUAUAAUUAUCAAUUACCAUACCACACAAAUAUUUUCUACCUGUAAAGCAUGUGAAUUAUUUUUAUUUUUAUGCAUAGUCAUGUACGCAUUUUUAAUACUCCUAGAAGCUAUUACAGAUAGUCCUUACUGCAAUAUUUUGUACUAAUUACUUUAGUAAUUACACUCUAUCAUAUAGUCGCUGCAAUUCUGCAGGACUAUUUUUCGCAUGAGAGUCGUGAGGCCCUUAAAAUGACGACUAGGGGCGGAUGGGGGAGUUAGAGUGCGAAGACUUGGAGACAGGAGGAGCGGGCUGAGGUUGAGCGAGCCAGUUGUAAGCACAAUUUCUUACCUCUCCUCCAGCUGAGGUAGGAAAUUGAAAUUAUUCAUUCAGCAAGGAAUCACAGCCUGGUCGUUUGUAUACAUUGUUGUUUAUACACAUUGAUAUUUACUGAUUUAAAAACAUUCAUUGACGUGGAUAGCAAAUAAGUGGACCAGACACCAGACAAAGAGAAAAAUUGACUACGAUACGACCGGAUGAAAUAGCUUACCAGAAGUUGGCACAUUAAUACUUGCAAAUUCUGAAAGAUGGGGAAGAAGAAAAGCAAGAGGAAGCCCCCAGCAAAGGUCAAGUCCAUCGAACCUCUCGAGACGCAGUUUAAUUGCCCGUUCUGCAACCACGAGAAAAGUUGUGAAACUAGAAACACUGGAAGGAUAACGUGCCGAGUUUGUAUGGAAUGUUUUCAAACACAAAUUAAUUAUUUGUCUGAACCCAUCGAUGUUUACAAUGAUUGGAUCGAUGCUUGUGAGACUGCUAAUUAACUAACUUCUCGUCGUAAUUUAAAGUGUCCAAUAAUUUAAAUGUAUUAUUUUUCCUUUAUUAUUUUUCGUUGAAUAAUGAACGUCUGAAAUAAAUCAUCAACAUUCUUAAUAAAACAAAUAUGCUCACUACUAAA
Folsomia candida is the source of this 1048-nucleotide messenger RNA. RefSeq names its product transcription elongation factor 1 homolog. Gene Ontology annotation, biological process: transcription elongation by RNA polymerase II. Gene Ontology annotation, cellular component: transcription elongation factor complex. Bases 681 to 914 code for a protein of 77 amino acids. The transcript has 2 exons. Lineage: Eukaryota; Metazoa; Arthropoda; Collembola; Entomobryomorpha; Isotomidae. The record is from RefSeq and is a predicted model, not a curated record. Gene Ontology annotation, molecular function: RNA polymerase II complex binding.